CCAGCCAACGGAAAUAGAUCUUUGAGCAAAAUGGCUCAAAUGGCAACCCCCUAUGUUGAAGAUGAAUCUGGGAAAUACAUUGCUGCUACACAGCGACCUGAUGGAACCUGGAGAAAGCCUCGGAAAGUGAAGGAUGGUUAUACCCCUCAGGAAGAAGUCCCUGUCUACGAGAAUAAAUUUGUGAAGUUCUUCAAGGGCAAGCCUGACCUGCCACCAGGUAUGAGCCCCGGAGAUGAGGCCCAGGCAAGGCAGCAGCAGCAGGGGAUUCCCGGCACUGCAGAGAGUGAGACAGCUGGGCUUUCCAAGACAGCCAAGCGAAACAUGAAACGCAAGGAAAAGCGCAAGCUGCAAGGCCCGGAUAGCAAUGUGGAAGCACUUAUCAAUGCUGUUGAGAAUGUGGCGAUUGCAGAGGGCGGUGACAGUGAGAUGCCUACAUCUAACUCAGCUGAAGCUACUAAUGACCAUUCAGGAGCAGCAGCAGAAAAGGCCAAGAAGAUCAAGAACCUGAAAAAGAAGUUGAGGCAGGUUGAGGAACUGCAGCAGAAACUGGACACUGGGGAGAUCAAGCAAGCUACAAAUGAGCAGCUGGAUAAGCUUGGGAGGGCCAAGGUCAUACAGGAUGAGUUGCUGCAGCUUGAAGAGGAUUCAUGAGAUUAAAAAGGUUGUCAAAAGGGCAGCAGACGAGUUGUGGAAGUUAGACUGUUGGAAAAUACAAACACCAAGUUCUACAAGAAAUUGAUAUUUACAGCUGCAUUGAUGAGCUUCCCUUGAACAUUUUUCUGAGAUUUGGUGUUAUCAGACAGCCAAUCAACAUUAACUUUGGUUUUGGAAUACCAAGUGUACAUAAACCUAACACCUCAAGUUAUGUUGUUGACAAGAACUGAUCAUGUUUUUCCCACACUUUCUCCAAAACCAAUGAACAAACAACAAUGAGACAGCCAUGUUUUUUCUCUUCAUUUCAAAUGUACUUUUAAAACAAGUGAACUGAUCCCGUAUGCUUGAAUUGGCUAUUAACUUAUUGGCCAUUCAUAGUUGUAAUAGCAUUUAUUUUUGUGCUCAGUAUUUUUACUGUGCAUUUCUUAUCUUUGUUUUUUUUAACCUUUAUCUGUCAAGAGAAUUGCAUAGAAUAUUAUUUAUUGCAUUAAAGAUACAGAAAGCCCCUAUUCAAGAGAAUGCCGUUUUGUUGACCCAUCUGUGCGCUGAAAUGAUACACAUUUUCCCAAUGAUUGGAUGUUUUGAAAUACAGUUUCAAUUUGUGUACAUAAUGAAGCAAUUCAUGGUUUACAACAUUAAUAACAUCACUCAUAUGAAAGGAUAUUUUAAUGCUGCUGUGAGAUUAAAUAGAUAGCUCCCUCUACAGGUGAAAUCAGGCAUAACUGGUUUCAGUUUAAACAACUAACACUAUCUCCCCCUGAUUACAGGGCAUAGGGAGGAUUGUUGUGACAUGGAGAAGCCGAAAUGUAACAUUGAUGUGUUAAUGGUUCUUUAUAUAUAAACAUACUAAGUAAUGGUUGUCUCGGAAUGGAAAUGUGGUUAGUUGUUUUUCUCUCAUAGGACAGUUUUUUUUUUUUAAAUCAUGAUUUACAUUACAGGAGGAAGAGGUUUUUGUCUCACAGACUACAUGGUAUUUAUGGAGAGAAACGUAGUCAUUCAGAAACAAGAAUCUUGAUCGAGCAACUUAAAAGAUACAUUUUGUAAAUCUAUCACACACGGUCUUUCCCUGGUAGUGAAUCACUACAAUGUUACAUUGUUCAUUAACUUUGCAAUAUUAAAUGUAUUGAAGACA
Molecule: messenger RNA, 1786 nt
Organism: Salvelinus namaycush (lake trout)
Lineage: Eukaryota; Metazoa; Chordata; Actinopteri; Salmoniformes; Salmonidae
Product: partner of Y14 and mago B
Exons: 3
Coding region: 31-651 (206 amino acids)
Biological process (GO): exon-exon junction complex disassembly
Cellular component (GO): cytoplasm; exon-exon junction complex
Molecular function (GO): RNA binding
Source: RefSeq, a predicted model, not a curated record